Drosophila eugracilis is the source of this 1353-nucleotide messenger RNA. Its product is annotated as phospholipase A1. The transcript has 2 exons. The record is from RefSeq and is a predicted model, not a curated record. The coding region runs from base 1 to 1353 and encodes 450 amino acids. Gene Ontology annotation, molecular function: lipase activity. NCBI's taxonomy places the organism in Eukaryota, Metazoa, Arthropoda, Insecta, Diptera, Drosophilidae. Gene Ontology annotation, biological process: lipid metabolic process.
AUGUCUUUUUGGAUUUUAGUGGUGUUGCUGGCUGGGAUUUUAGAGCCCAUUGUGGCAGAUUCUCUGAAGGAAUAUAGACCAUCAACUUUGGCUAUUUCCGAAGCUUCCGAAGUGAAGAAUCGAAGUGAUUCUAUAAAUCAAGAUUUGGAAAAUAAAAGUUCAGUUAAAUCUGAUUCCGAAAAGGAAAUCAUUUUAGAUUUUUUAAAGUCCGCCAACACAAGCUAUUGCAAAAAUGGAUUUCUCAAAGAUUGGCAAAACACAGAACAGGAUACAGACAGCCUCAAUCUGCGACAGCUGCCGAAUCUGUACAAGGACAUGCUCCUCGAUCACCUGCAGGACCAGAUGCGUCAACUAUUCAUUGGACUGCCCCUGGAUAUAGCCUUCUCCACCCUCAACUAUAUAUGCAGCACCAUUGUGGAUCUCGGUGUGGUGAGAUCUAAAGUUAUCCCGGAUGUGUCGCGAAUGAAGUUUCUACUUCGGACAGAAAACCACUGUCAGAAUACCAGUAUACCAUUGACCCAGGCAGAGGAGCUAUGGAAUACUCCAGGAUUCUAUCAGGAUCGUCCGACGGUCGUGUUCAUCACCGGCUGGAAAAGUAGUAUCAACGAUUCCAACAGUGGUCCCGUGGCCAAAGCUUAUACCUGCCGCAAUGAUACAAACAUGCUGAUUCUGGAUGCCGCUGACUUUAUAGACACCCUCUAUACAUGGUCGGCCUUGAACACUGAGGUCAUUGGAGCUAAUCUGGCCAAGGCGCUACUCCGAAUGAACACCACCUAUGUGACCAAUCAGUUCCAUUUGGUGGGUCACAGUUUGGGAGCCCAGAUUGCUGGCUCGGCGGGCAGGAACUAUCGGCAAAUGUCGGGUGGAUUAACCUUGAAGAGAAUCACCGGAUUGGAUCCGGCUAAUCCAUGUUUCUACGAUGGGAACGAUCUGGAGGGUCUACGAAGUGGAGAUGCACGAUUCGUGGACAUUAUCCACUCGAAUCCCGGCAUGUUGGGUACCUCAAAGCGAGCUGGAGAUGCGGAUUUCUUUGUCCAGGGACGGAUUCCCUUCAAAGAGGGUUGUGAGGGUCUAACCACGAUUAGCUGUUCGCACCAGAGAGCGGUGGACUACUGGACGGAGACGGUGUAUCCGACGAAUGAGAAUGACUUUCUGGGCAGGCGUUGCGAUCGGUAUUCGGAACUCCUGCUUGGCAGCUAUUGUCGGGACACGAGGACUGUGAUGGGAUACGCGGCCAAGCCAACGGAACUGGGACUGUUCUAUGUGGGCGCUAAUAGGGCUGAGCCCUACGGUCAGAAUGCCAAUCUAGAGACGUUUACCUACUCCACCACAGAAUGUGGAGCCUGUGAAUGA